AUGGCCCCGGACAAGCCUUCUCAUCGGUUCGACCCCAACUUCACCAACCAGGUGGUUGAGGGCAUGGGGCCCAAGACCAGCCCUCGUAACCGCGAGGUGCUGGGUGCCCUCAUCCGCCACAUUCACGACUUUGCCCGCGAGACCGAGCUCACCAUCGACGAGUGGAUGGCGGGGGUUAAAUAUGUCAACUCCCUGGGCGAAAUCUACGUCAAGAGCAACAAGACGCGUAACGAAACGCACCGGAUCUGCGACGUUCUCGGGCUUGAAUCCCUCGUCGACGAAAUCGCCCACAAAAUCAUCUCCGAGUCCGGCAUGGACCCAACCUCCUCCUCCAUCCUAGGCCCCUUCUGGUCCCCCGACGCCCCCUUCCGCCAACUCGGCGACAUCAUCUACCAAGACGGCGUGCCCAAGAACGGACGCGUAGUCAAAAUGCACGGCGUGAUCCGCGACAUCACCAGCGGCAAACCCAUCCCCGGCGCCGUCUUCGACAUCUGGCAAGCCUCUGCCAACGGCAAAUACGAUUUCCAGGACCCGGACAACCAGACCCCCAACAAUCUGCGGGGCAAGUUCCGCGCCGACGCUCAGGGCCGCUAUGUGCUGUAUUGCCUGCACCCGACGGCGUACUCGCUGCCGAGGGACGGGCCGUCGUUCCAGUUGCUAACGAUGAUGGAUCGUCACCCGAUGCGCCCAGCGCAUAUUCAUAUUAUGGUUACGCACCCGCAUUUCCAGGGAUGCACGACGCAGUUGUAUCCGAGUGAUGAUCCGUGGAUCAAGAGUGAUACUGUGUUUGCGGUCAAGGAUGAUUUGGUGGUGGAUUUCAAGCCAUUGAGCGGGGAUUCCAAGGCGACGCUGGAGUUGGAGUACAAUGUUAACCUGGCACCGAAGGGGUAUAGAGGCAAGCUGUGA
Dichotomopilus funicola is the source of this 906-nucleotide messenger RNA. Its product is annotated as Intradiol ring-cleavage dioxygenase. Bases 1 to 906 code for a protein of 301 amino acids. Gene Ontology annotation, molecular function: ferric iron binding; catechol 1,2-dioxygenase activity. The transcript has 2 exons. The record is from RefSeq and is a predicted model, not a curated record. Lineage: Eukaryota; Fungi; Ascomycota; Sordariomycetes; Sordariales; Chaetomiaceae. Gene Ontology annotation, biological process: catechol-containing compound metabolic process.